Molecule: messenger RNA, 849 nt
Organism: Talaromyces stipitatus ATCC 10500
Lineage: Eukaryota; Fungi; Ascomycota; Eurotiomycetes; Eurotiales; Trichocomaceae
Exons: 2
Coding region: 1-849 (282 amino acids)
Source: RefSeq, a predicted model, not a curated record
AUGAACACUUCCCCAGCACAUCAGAAACAGAAUACUACAAAACAUAAAAUGGUCAAGGGCGCUCCUGACUAUGAUGAUGCAGCCUACUGGGACAAGAAGUUCAUAACCGGCCAGGAUGUAGGCGAAUGGCUCAACGAGGGCGAUUUGCUUAUUGAGCGUGCCAUGGCUGAGCUGGAAAGUCGGGAUGUGAAGAAGGAUAUUAUACCUGGUGGUCCUCGUGUAUUACACCUGGGACCUGGUAUUUCAGCGCUUGGAAGCAAACUCUGUGAGGCUUUUGAAAGCCGGGGUUGGAAGGGCUGUGAUAUUGUUAAUGUGGACUUUUCCUCCGAAGCAGUUCGAUUAGGUCUCGAACGAGAAAACACAAAAUCAGAUCAAGAUCAUAUCAUGCACUGGACCCAAGCAGAUCUGUGCUCCUGGAAAGACAUAUCCCAGCGACUUUUACCACUCGCCCCCUUCGAUGUUUUUCCGGACAAGAGUACCAGCGAUGCCAUUGCGACGUCCGUGCCUCGAAAAUUUUAUCGUUCGGCAAUACAGUCCGAAACAGAUACCAUCUGCCCAGUCGUGCAGGAUUUGCUACAGGAUCCUUCAAACUUCAAGGGACCGGAUGAGAGUCUCACCCUUUCCCCUGUCGAGUUGCUAUCUCUUCAUCUGGUCCCCUUGUCUAGAGCAGGUACGAUUUGGCUGGUACUAUCGUACUCUAGCGCGCGAUUUGAUGGCUUGGAAUAUUUGGAUAGAUUCUGGGAAGUUGCCUCGCGUACUCCGCUCAGGGCUCCUUCUGGUCAGACGUCGUCUGCAGCUGCCAUGGUGCCUGAGGUGUUUCAUUGGUUAUAUAUUCUACGACGCAAGUGA